Molecule: messenger RNA, 1542 nt
Organism: Triticum turgidum subsp. durum (durum wheat)
Lineage: Eukaryota; Viridiplantae; Streptophyta; Magnoliopsida; Poales; Poaceae
Source: the annotation of a GenBank genome assembly
AUGGCCGCACCGCCGCCGCCGGCGGCGGCGCUCCCGGACGAGCUCGUCCAAGAGAUCCUCGCCCGCCUCCCGCCUGACGACCCAGCCUCCCUCCUCCGCGCGUCCCUCGUAUGCAAGGCCUGGGGCCUCGCCGUCUCCCACCCCGGAUUCCGCCGCCGCCUCCACGAGCUCCACCAAGCACCCCCCUUGCUUGGGUUCCUCCCCAGCUGGGCCAGCGAUGACACCUGCACCUUCAUCCCCACCACGGCCACGUCCUUCUCCCUCCACGCUCCGGACUGGCACUCGUGCCGGGCCGUCGACUGCCGCCACGGCCGCGCCCUCUUCCUCUCCGUGAACCAGCACGCCGAGACACUCCUCGUGUGGGAGCCCAUCACCGGCGCCCAGAACCGCCUACCUGUGCCCGCGGCGUACGACAGCGCCAAGCCAUUUCCGGGCGCGCUGAUGUACUCUAACGCGGCGGUGUUGUGCGCAGCGGACCGGUGCGACCACCGCGACUGCCUCGGGGGUCCUUUCCGCGUGGUCUUCGUCUUCGAGGAGCACACCAAAGAGGAGCAAAAUGUCACAUCGGCGUGCGUGUACUCGCCGGAGGCCGGUGCCUGGGGCGAACUGACCUCGUUGCACACCGAGCUCUCCAUAGAAAUCACAGACAAUUCCAGCGUGCUCGUUGGCAGCUCACUGCUCUACUUCCGGGCCAGCGCGUCCGUCCUGGAGUACGACUUGGCAAGGCAUGCCCUGACUCUGUUCGUCCCACCAGACAAUGACGAGAACGUACGUUUUAAUCUCAUUCUGACGGAGGACGGUCGACUAGGACUUAUUGAAGAUUGGUGUCCGCAUCUCAAAUUGUGGACACUGGAGAAAGCGAGUGAGGACACUGAUGCACAAUGGGUGCUGAGCCGUGUCAUCAACCUGCACAAUUUUUUCCCAGCUAGUGCUCGCUUGAGUGAAGGUUAUGGAGUGUGGGUGAUGGGCUUCGUCGAGGGAGCUAAUGUCAUUUUCGUUAACUCACUUGCUGGCGUCUUCACGAUUGAGCUACAAUCAGAGGAGGUGAGGAAGGUGUUUGUUCAUAGUAGCUUUGGUAAUUUGGUUCCGGUUGUCACCUUCUACACUCCUGUGCUCCGAGGCGUCCAACAGCAUCUGCUGGUGUCAAAGCCUAGUGGGGAGGCAGGUGGUGAGGAGGGGGGAGAGGGGGGGAAAACAAUAGAUCAGGCACAAAAGCUGUUCGACAAGGGGUCCAAUGCUAUCAGUAAGGGAGACUUUGUGAACACCUUCAAAUGCGUCAGCCACGACCACAAUAUCAGGUCUCCAGGCCAUGUGGAAGUUGCUCCAGCCUGUGCUAGCAUGUUUGGCAAAUAUGUAUGUGCAUACAAAGCUCAAGAAGUGAAUGGUUCUUUGGAUUCUGUCCCCAAGAGUGCACCAAUUGAAGAAUUGGUGAAGGGCACAACCAGGGAAGAUGAUGCUGGGGACUCAAAGACCUCUGGUAGCAGUGUUGAAGAUGCUGCUCCAUCUUCGGAGAAAUGUAAUUCUCAAGAAGUGCUACGCUGA